AGGGGCCUUUAUAGGGGAGGAAUCCCAGGGCCAGCCAUACCUGCACUCGAGAGAGACCGACAACUGCCACCCAAAGCGGGGGGAUUGGUUGCGUUGCACACACAACGGCAUGGAGGAGUGGAAGAUUCACCGAGUCUCCAUCCUCGCAAUAGUCUUUGUCUUGGCAGCCCCGAGUUCAGCCACCAACGUGUUCUUCCGAUGCUCCACAACCCAAAUCAACAACCUCCUGGUGGCCAACUGCCAAGGCCAAAGGCUCAGGGCCAUUCCCCAGGUGGACGUGUCCACUCAAGUCUUCCUGUUGAAUUUUAACCUCUUCACUACCUUACAGGCGUCUUCGUUCCCGCAGUUGAGUGCCCUGCAGAUGCUGUCAUUGGGUAACCAACUGGGGGACCCUCUCUAUGUUGGGGAGAAGGCCUUUGAGAAUGUGUCCAACAUCACCUUCCUAGACUUGGGGGGCAACAGGAACCUCUCACUGCACCCCAAAGCAUUCCAGGGUUUGACCAAACUCAAGAUGUUACACUUAGACACAAGUGGUUUCGACAACGGAAUCCUGGAGAAGGGCUAUUUCCAAGACCUUUUGUCGUUGGAAACCUUGGACCUUAGAGGGAACCGUCUUCGUCGGUUGAGUCCAGAUCCCACCUUCCAAGGACUGAAAAAACUAAGUGUCCUCCAGCUGAAACUCAACCAAAUCGGGGCCAUUUGUGGAGACGACCUCCAAUAUCUCCGAGGGCGCCAUUUGACCUUCCUCGACCUGUCCUCCAAUCGACUGUCCAGCGGCCGUCCUUCUUGCGCCAACCCGUUUCGCGACAUCACCCUGGGCACCUUGGACAUCUCUUCCAACCCCUGGGACGUGGCCCGCGUCGAAGCGUUCCUCCAGAGACUGAACGGCACCAGGAUCCAGAACCUCAAGGUGCAACACUCAGGGGCCAUCGGCAGCGGGUUCGGCUUCCAGAACUUGAAGGACAUUUCCCACACCACGUUCUCAGGACUGCGUCACAGCCGCAUUGGGACUUUCGACAUGUCCCACGGUUUCCUCAACGCCCUGAACGCCUCCGUGUUCUCCAGCUUGCCGGAUCUCAACACCUUGCUCUUAAGAUCCAACCAGAUUAACAAGAUUCAAAAGGGGGCGUUUUCAGGGUUAAGCAAGCUCCAAGUUCUGGAUCUGUCUCACAAUCUUCUCGGGGAGCUGUACAGGGAAGCACUGGAGGAUUUGAAGGCCUCUCCUCUGCAACGUCUGAUCCUGAAGUCCAACCACAUCGGGAUUGUUCAGCAUAAGGCCCUGACGGAUCUCAAAUCUUUGCAGUUCCUCGACUUGCAAGACAACGCUCUUGACCGAAUUCCCGGAGGGAAUCUCCCUUCCUUGUUGCGUCUUCAUUUGGGGCAAAACAGGAUCCAAGACACCUGGGGCAUCGAAACACUUGGCCCACACUUGGUCCAUCUUGAUCUCUCCUCCAACCGUCUGAAGGACCUGGGGAACGUCUGGCGUCACCUGGCAGAGAUCCCCCUCCUGAAGUUUCUGAAUCUCUCCAGCAACGACCUGGCGAGGUGUUCGCAAGUUGAGAAGUCUCCAAGGCAACUCACGCAACUGGACCUUUCCCGCAACGACCUGGGAAACAUCUGGGCCACCCAGAGAUGCACAGACCUCUUUCAGCCUCUGGAGAAACUCCGGGCAUUGAAUCUCAGCUCCAAUCACCUCCGAGACUUGCCUGGGAACCUUUUCCAGAGUUUGGCGUCUUUAGAAAUCCUGGAUCUCGGGGAAAACAGGUUGCACAAACUUCCCGAACAGAUCUUCCAUAGUUUGGAAUCCCUGCGUGCUCUCCGUGUCCGUGGAAAUCCGCUGAUGACCCUCUCGUCUUCCUCCUUUCAACCAAUGGGGCAGCUGCGAUUCCUGGAUUUGAGGGAGCUGUCCUUAGUUUGCAGUUGUGACCUCAAGCAUUUCAACAACUGGCUGCAGAACCACACUGCCAUAGUGAAGGCAUCUCAGCUUCCCCUGACUUGCCUUCAGACCAGCUCUAAUUUCCAGAGGCAGCCCUUGCCUCAGUUCCUGCACAAGUGUGUCUCUUAAGGCCAGCGGUCACCAACCGGUGGUCCAUGAGAAAAUUUUGGUGGUCCGCAGAGAAAUUAUUUGCCUUUUUUAUAUUGCACUAAAUCCGGGGUCCUCAAAACCACGGUCCCUGAGCUGCAUACAUACAAUGAACGCUUGUGUUGCUAUGGAGGGUCUCCCCCUUCAGAGUCUUUUGGGGCGGGUUGGAGGGGGGCAGAAAUUCCGACUUAGGGUCUCCUGGUGAGGGACGACGAGGCCACUGAUGGCAAAGAGCCGGAGGGCCUCGUUCCAGUGGGACUGCAUCAUUGUCUGGAACUGGCUGACCAUCUCAGCCCGCU
Messenger RNA from Thamnophis elegans (Western terrestrial garter snake), 2382 nucleotides. Its product is annotated as toll-like receptor 5. Gene Ontology annotation, cellular component: plasma membrane. NCBI's taxonomy places the organism in Eukaryota, Metazoa, Chordata, Lepidosauria, Squamata, Natricidae. Gene Ontology annotation, molecular function: protein binding. The transcript has 2 exons. The record is from RefSeq and is a predicted model, not a curated record. Bases 110 to 2065 code for a protein of 651 amino acids.